Molecule: messenger RNA, 1223 nt
Organism: Myotis lucifugus (little brown bat)
Lineage: Eukaryota; Metazoa; Chordata; Mammalia; Chiroptera; Vespertilionidae
Gene: WDR83
Product: WD repeat domain 83
Exons: 9
Coding region: 138-1085 (315 amino acids)
Biological process (GO): mRNA splicing, via spliceosome
Cellular component (GO): catalytic step 2 spliceosome
Molecular function (GO): protein binding
Source: RefSeq, a predicted model, not a curated record
AAAGCCGAAACUGUGAUCCCGGAAGUGGGGAACCGGAAGUAGACCGCAGGGACAAUAAUAAGGUUGCACCAAGCGAGAGACGCUCGGAAACUUCGGUACAGACCGAUGGAAGGCGGCGAGGAAGGCAUCCCGGAGCCAUGUCUUUCCCUGAGCCCAAGCCGCGUGGCCCGGUGCUGCCGCAGAAGCGGUUGAAGACGCUGGACUGCGGGCAGGGAGCGGUGCGAGCCGUGCGAUUUAAUGUGGACGGCAAUUACUGCCUGACGUGCGGCAGCGACAAGACCCUGAAGCUGUGGAACCCGCUGCGGGGGACGCUGCUGCGGACGUACAGCGGCCACGGCUACGAGGUGCUGGACGCGGCCGGUUCCUUUGACAACAGCAAUCUCUGCUCCGGCGGCGGGGACAAGGCGGUGGUGCUGUGGGAUGUGGCCUCCGGGCAGGUCGUGCGUAAAUUCCGGGGUCACGCAGGGAAGGUGAACACGGUGCAGUUUAAUGAAGAGGCCACAGUCAUCCUGUCAGGCUCUAUCGAUUCCACCAUCCGCUGCUGGGACUGCCGCUCUCGGAGGCCGGACCCAGUGCAGAAGCUGGACGAAGCCAAGGAUGGUGUAUCCAGUGUGAAGGUGUCAGACCAUGAGGUCCUGGCAGGCUCCGUGGACGGCCGGGUCAGGCGCUAUGACCUGAGGAUGGGACAACUCUUCUCAGACUACGUGGGCAGUCCCAUCACUUGCACCUGCUUCAGCCGGGAUGGCCAGUGCACCCUGGUGUCCAGCUUGGACUCCACGUUGAGGCUUCUAGACAAGGACACAGGGGAGCUGCUAGGGGAGUACACAGGCCAUAAGAACCAGGAGUACAAGCUGGACUGCUGCCUGAGUGAGCGUGACACGCAUGUAGUCAGCUGCUCCGAGGAUGGGAAGGUGUUCUUUUGGGACCUGGUGGAAGGUGUCCUGGCCCUGGCCCUGCAGGUGGGGCCUGGUGUGGUGCAGUCACUGGCCUACCACCCCACAGAGCCCUGCCUGCUGACUGCCAUGGGGGGCAGCAUCCAUUGCUGGCGGGAAGAGGCCUACGAGACUGAGGGUGGCACAGGUUGAGGCCAGGGGACCCACCACCACUAAGGACACAGAUGCAGACUCUGGACCACUGAGACCAUUUAUUCCAGAUGUGCUACUGACCAAGGAGUGGGGGAGGGGCCGGGUCUGAAAACAAAUAAAUAGGGGGAGGGCCACCGC